Acinonyx jubatus (cheetah) is the source of this 3003-nucleotide messenger RNA. It is a transcript of the gene SRP72, whose product is annotated as signal recognition particle 72. The coding region runs from base 600 to 2519 and encodes 639 amino acids. Gene Ontology annotation, biological process: SRP-dependent cotranslational protein targeting to membrane. The transcript has 19 exons. Gene Ontology annotation, cellular component: signal recognition particle, endoplasmic reticulum targeting. Lineage: Eukaryota; Metazoa; Chordata; Mammalia; Carnivora; Felidae. Gene Ontology annotation, molecular function: ribosome binding; 7S RNA binding; protein binding. The record is from RefSeq and is a predicted model, not a curated record.
AUUAGACCCGGGAAGGGGAGACCCCGCCGCCCGCUGCCCGCUGCAAGAGCCGGAACACUGGGCGGACUUGGGCCGCAGCCCCUCAAUGACCAGCCCUUGGUUCUGGGUUGCUGAGAGCCACGUGUACUUCCCUCUUUACCCAUCGCGGGAAGUGAGGGUGGAAUUUAAAGGGACCGCAGCUCCAUGCACUUCUUCCCAACCGUUUUCUUAUUUGACUCUUAGCGUUUUUACUUCUUAAUUCGCAAAUAGCCCACAUCGCCACCUUUUCUCUUUCCUUUUAGCGGAGUGAUCAAGACAGUAUUGCUGAGGGAGCUUGUUUUCUUGGACCGCAGCGGAGGGAGGAACCUGUAAGGGACACGUAGUUUAGAAGCUAGUGCUGACAAGGUGGGCGCUGUACAGACCCAGGGGAGAUGGAAAAGGACUGAUACGGAUGUUAGGCCUCUCACCCCCAUCGAUAGACUCUCUCUCCAGUGUCAUCAGAUCAGAAAAUGUGUGUGUAAAAGCACCAACAUUAGAAAUAACGUCGGAAGAAAAGUUUGGCCUCGUUUUUUUUUUUUUUUUUUGCCCUGUAACGGAUAAUUUCGAGUCAGUUGCCUUGCAUGAGAGGCUUAGUACUGCAGAUCAACAAGGAUGAUGUAACUGCUCUACACUGUAAAGUGGUAUGCCUUAUUCAAAAUGGAAGUUUCAAGGAAGCCUUGAAUGUCAUCAACACUCACACUAAAGUGUUAGCCAAUAAUUCUCUUUCCUUUGAGAAGGCAUAUUGUGAGUACAGGCUGAACAGAAUUGAGAAUGCCUUGAAGACCAUAGAAAGUGCCAAUCAGCAGACAGACAAACUAAAGGAGCUUUAUGGACAAGUGCUAUACCGGUUAGAACGCUAUGAUGAAUGCUUAGCAGUGUAUAGAGAUCUUGUCCGAAACUCCCAAGAUGAUUAUGAUGAGGAGAGAAAAACAAACCUUUCAGCAGUUGUUGCAGCACAAAGCAAUUGGGAAAAAGUGGUUCCAGAGAACUUGGGUCUCCAAGAAGGCACACAUGAACUAUGCUACAAUGCUGCAUGUGCACUGAUAGGACAAGGCCAUCUGAGCCAGGCAAUGAAAAUCCUACAAAAAGCUGAAGAUCUUUGCCGCCGUUCAUUAUCAGAAGAUUCUGAUGGGACUGAGGAAGACCCACAGGCAGAACUGGCCAUCAUUCAUGGGCAGAUGGCCUAUAUUCUGCAGCUUCAGGGUCGUACAGAGGAGGCGUUGCAACUUUACAAUCAGAUAAUAAAACUAAAGCCGACAGAUGUGGGAUUGCUGGCUGUGAUUGCAAAUAAUAUCAUUACUAUUAACAAGGACCAAAAUGUCUUUGACUCCAAGAAGAAGGUGAAAUUAACCAAUGCAGAAGGAGUAGAGUUUAAGCUUUCCAAGAAACAGCUGCAAGCUAUAGAAUUUAACAAAGCUUUGCUUGCUAUGUACACAAACCAGGCAGAACAGUGCCGCAAAAUAUCUGCCAGUUUACAGUCCCAAAGUCCUGAGCAUCUCCUGCCUGUAUUAAUCCAAGCUGCCCAGCUCUGCAGGGAAAAGCAGCACGUAAAAGCAAUAGAGCUGCUUCAGGAAUUCUCAGAUCAACAUCCAGAAAAUGCAGCUGAAAUUAAGCUGACCAUGGCACAACUGAAAAUUUCCCAAGGUAAUAUAUCCAAAGCAUGUCUAAUAUUGAGAAGCAUAGAAGAGUUAAAACAUAAACCAGGCAUGGUGUCUGCAUUAGUGACUAUGUACAGCCAUGAGGAAGAUAUUGAUAGUGCCAUUGAGGUCUUCACGCAAGCUAUCCAGUGGUAUCAAAACCAUCAGCCCAAAUCUUCUGCUCAUUUGUCCUUGAUAAGAGAAGCUGCAAACUUCAAACUCAAAUAUGGGCGGAAAAAGGAGGCAAUUAGUGACCUAGAACAGCUAUGGAAACAAAAUCCAAAAGAUAUUCACACCCUGGCGCAGCUUAUUUCUGCUUACUCACUUGUAGAUCCUGAGAAGGCAAAAGCUCUUAGUAAACACCUGCCCUCGUCAGAUAGUAUGUCUCUGAAAGUAGAUGUCGAGGCUCUUGAAAAUUCUCCUGGUGCUACUUACAUUCGGAAAAAGGGUGGAAAAGUUGCUGGAGAUAGUCAACCAAAGGAGCAAGGACAAGGAGAUUUGAAAAAGAAGAAGAAAAAAAAGAAAGGAAAACUGCCUAAGAAUUAUGACCCAAAGGUGACCCCAGACCCAGAAAGAUGGCUACCAAUGCGAGAACGUUCUUACUACCGGGGAAGAAAGAAGGGUAAGAAGAAGGAUCAGAUUGGAAAAGGGACCCAGGGAGCAACGGCAGGAGCUUCAUCUGAACUGGAUGCCAGUAAGACUGUGAGCAGCCCACCCACCUCCCCACGACCUGGCAGUGCAGCAACAUCGGCUGCAUCUACAAGUAAUAUCAUACCCCCAAGACACCAGAAACCUGCAGGGGCUCCAGCAACAAAAAAGAAACAGCAACAAAAAAAGAAGAAAGGUGGAAAAGGUGGCUGGUGAUUGGAACAUUCUUGUUUCCAGGCUAUUUUUAGUCUCACUGACACUAGGAACAUAAUAAAGGUAACACAGCAAGAAACACAGAGUUCCUCCCUCACCCAUCCCCCACAUUUUCAUAAAAUUAUUUUCUCAUGCAUCAAACAGGAAAACAUCUUCCUCAGACUCAGCCUAGUCAGACUUAGCCUACUUGUACUACCUAGCUUUGCACAGAUGAUAAGCCCUCAAAAUAAUGGGGCAUUUUCCCACCUUGAUCUCUGUUGCAUCCUUUCUCUUUGUGUGCUGAUCUGGUGUUUUUUCAGUUUCACAAACAAGGCAUGUUAUCCAAAGUUUCCUAGGAUUUAAACAGAAACUACUUCUGUUUCAACUAGAGUCUGAAGAUACUUGUUCCUACCAAAGCCCAUUUUAAAUUAUGUCUUAGGAGGCCUUAGGAGACUGAAAGUGGAAUCUUCUUAGCAUUCCAAAUAAAUAACUGCUUAGAAAUAUCAUG